Anisakis simplex (herring worm) is the source of this 609-nucleotide messenger RNA. The record is from the annotation of a GenBank genome assembly. NCBI's taxonomy places the organism in Eukaryota, Metazoa, Nematoda, Chromadorea, Rhabditida, Anisakidae.
UUUUCAUUGGAGUCUUUCCUAAUACCACAUUGUUACUACGAUGAUCUGUCGUCAGUGGUCAUACCGAAAGGGAUGAUCACGGACCGGGUGAAACGCCUUGCACAAGAGAUAAAUGAAUCGAUCGGUGAUAAGCCACUCGUAAUGUUAUGUAUUCUAAAAGGUUCAUUUCGUUUCUUCACGGCCCUAGUCGAUGAACUGACUACGGCACGUGGUCAGUGCUCACAUCCGCUGGUUGUGGAUUUCAUUCGGGUUAAAAGCUAUGCGGACAGCGCUAAAACCGGUACAUUGGAGGUGAUCGGAUUGGCGAGCCUUGAUGAACUGAAAGGAGCAAACGUUUUGAUAGUAGAGGAUAUCAUUGACAGUGGACAAACGCUGGCACGUUUAAUGAAGACUCUGGAUCAGUUGGGCGUUAAGCAAAUGUGGACAGCGAUAUUACUAUCGAAACGAGUGAAACGAACUGAAAAAGUCAAUGAGGAUUUCGUGGCAUUCGAAAUACCGGAUAAAUUCAUCGUUGGUUACGGUCUGGAUUACAACCAGAAAUUCCGAGAUUUGAAUCAUAUCUGUAUGAUGAGCGAGGCUGGAAUUGCGCGAUAUAAACUUAUGCAAUAG